UCUCUUUACUCUUUUUGAAAUUAAAUAUUUAAAAUAAUAAUAAGGCGCUCUCUUAUUCUCUAGAGUUCUCGGGACCUAGACUCCGAUUCUUGGCGCUCCUUUUGACUCAGAGUGCAGGUCCAAUGAGCAGCCUUUCUAGUUAGAGUUAUUCAUUGCUGUUCUACAAGGCAUGCAAAAUAUGAAAAAAGAAAACUCAGCUGCUGCCAAAGUUGAAAAGCCUACUUCAAGAAUCACAAGAGCACGAGCUAAAGCAUUGGGGACUUCAGUAGGGGUAUUCCCCUCUGUAAAGCCUUCUUUAAAACCAGACCAGAAGCCUGCUCAUAAAGUGAGUUCCAAAAGAGCGGCUGACGAGAACGAAGCUUCUAUAACUGCUGCCUCUGGCCUGCAUCAUAAAAGAAGGGCAGUGCUUAAAGAUGUAACUAACAUCAGUGAAAAUGCAAUCUUCAACCGAAACAAUGUUGCUAAAGUUCAGUCUGUCAAGGUGGCUAAGAUAGCAAAGGUGGUUGCAGAUGUCUCUGUAGAAAUCCUACCAGAUGAAGAUGACGUGAAGUCAAAGUUAGCUGAAGACUUAUCUAAAAUAAGGAUGGUGGAACCAGAACAAAUCAGUCUGCCAGCUACAUUGAAAAAAAGAGAGCCAGUCAAACAGAGCAUUUGCCACAACACUGAUGAUUGUGGCAAAGCAGAAAUGAUUCUUUCAGCAUAUGCUUCCGAGAAACCUGUUGGACUCAAAGGUCCUCAAAAGAAAGAAGAAAACCAGUUGUGCCAGGACCUGCAAUCAAAUGAUCUAUGCAUCAUUAAUAUUGAUGCAAACUUGAAAGAUCCUCAAGCUUGCAGUUUGUAUGCCCCUGAUAUAUACAAUAGAAAACGUGUCAAAGAGCUUGACCUAAGACCUUCAACUACUUAUAUGGAAGAUUUACAGCAAGAUAUCACUCCAAACAUGCGGGGAAUUCUCAUUGAUUGGCUUGUGGAGGUUUCUGAAGAAUAUAAACUGGUUCCAGACUCACUGUACCUCACAGUGAAUCUCAUUGAUCGGUUUCUCUCCCAAAGUUAUAUACAGAAACAAAGGCUUCAGCUACUUGGUGUCACUUGCAUGCUAAUUGCCUCAAAGUAUGAAGAAAUCUGUGCACCACGAGUGGAAGAAUUUUGCUUCAUCACAGACAACACUUACACAAAAAGAGAGGUGUUGGAAAUGGAGAGUCAAGUUUUGAAUCUCGUGCACUUUCAGUUAUCCGUUCCCACCUCAAUAACAUUUCUUAGGAGAUACAUUCUAGCUGCACAGGCUUCUUAUAAGGUUUCCAGUCCAGAACUUGAAUUUUUGGCAAAUUAUCUAGCAGAGUUGACUCUUGUUGAAUAUGACUUCUUAAAAUUUAUCCCUUCCCUCAUAGCUGCAUCUGCUGUGUUUUUAGCCCGAUGGACACUCAAUCAAUCAGAGCACCCCUGGAAUCCAACUCUAGAGCACUAUACUAACUACAAGGCAUCAGAACUGAAGUGUACAGUACUUGCAUUAGAAGGGUUGCAGAUGAAUACUAAUGGCUGCCCACUCAAUGCUGUACGAGAAAAAUACAGACAGCAGAAGUUCAGAAGUGUGGCAAUUUUGACCCCAACAACGCGAGUUGUAUCACUGUUCUGAAGAUGAACGAAAGCUGAUUAUUUCUUCCUUCUAAGCCGAAUUUCAGCUGACAAAGCUCUUCCAUACUGAUAAUUGUGUUGAAGGGUACACAUUUACCUUCUUAAUUUAAAAAUUAUGGUCAGUGUUUAAUUAUUGUUGUAACAUCUUAUCCUGUUCUUCUGGUGCUUCCAGAAGGUGAAAAAAAUUGUAUCAUUUUUUAUUAAUUGCUACAGUGUGGCACAUUUAGACAAUAGGUCCUCCGUCUAUAUCAUUUCUUAAUAAUAAUUUUUCACAAUACUCCCCUGCCUCGGGGAGCCUUUAACAUACCUCUUGAGUUGCAAGUAGGCAUUGCGAAUUUAGCUAUUAAAAUAGUCUUUUGUAUCUAAGCCUUCUUGAAUCAUGAAGUUGUUUCCUGUAUUGUUAUGUGCCCUAAUAAACCUAACCCAUGUUCUUUCAUACCAA
Messenger RNA from Mangifera indica (mango), 2071 nucleotides. RefSeq names its product cyclin-A2-2-like. The record is from RefSeq and is a predicted model, not a curated record. Gene Ontology annotation, biological process: mitotic cell cycle phase transition; regulation of cyclin-dependent protein serine/threonine kinase activity. The transcript is spliced from 12 exons. NCBI's taxonomy places the organism in Eukaryota, Viridiplantae, Streptophyta, Magnoliopsida, Sapindales, Anacardiaceae. Gene Ontology annotation, molecular function: cyclin-dependent protein serine/threonine kinase regulator activity. Gene Ontology annotation, cellular component: nucleus; cytoplasm; cyclin-dependent protein kinase holoenzyme complex. Bases 170 to 1630 code for a protein of 486 amino acids.